AUGGCAAACAAAAGAAUGCGAAAGCUAAUACAAAAUAGCCAAAGACGAUCUACGAGAGAAGAAUCGAGUAAUAGAGGAGUUGAUCAUGAAAAUGAAUCACAAGAUACAACAUCUCAUUCACCAUUAGAGCUACAAAAUGAGGAGGUUAAUGAGCAAGAUGAAAAUGAGAUCAUGUCUUCAUCCCAAGCUCAGAAAAGAAAACGUGGCAAGACUAUUAUGAGAGAUAUUCAUGCAUUACAUCCCGAUCAUAUGCUGGAAGUGAAAUUCAAUGAAAGGGGACAGCCUUACGGUGAUCUACAACCGACUCUUGCAAAUUUUAUUGGGACUAUUGCACGGAAUGGAGUUGUGUUGCCCCUGAGCUUUUUAGAUUGGAGAAAAAUGCCGACAAAUCACUUGAAUGAUGCAUGGAAACUUGUUACUAAGAGUUAUAAUGCAAAUGAUGGGGCUGCGUGGAGAAGGUGGAGGACCGAAGUGAAAGCUACAUCUUAUGAUUCAAAUACUCCACUAGAAGAGUUUGUUGCAAUACAACCCAUUCCUCAUGGCUUGACACUUCAAACAUGGGAAGUUUUAUGUAACUAUUGGAAGUCUACCGAGAAUUUACUUAAAGAGACUGUGGAUCGUCACCUUCAAGAUAAACCUGAAGGAACACAACCAAUAGAAGUCCAUGAGGAGGCAUUUCGUGAGGUUUUUGGACCCGAGCAUUCUGGUCGGGUACGAUGUUUAGGAGCUGGUGCGCUGCCUAGUCAAGUGUUCCCAGAGCUAUGUAAACGUAGCUCAAUGUAUUGGCAAGACUAUCACUCUAAUUCAGAUAUGACGGACAAAUUUAAGGAAAUGGGAGAGAAAAUUAAAGAUAUGGAGUUGCGAGAAGCACAACGACAAAUGGAAAUAGAGCAGAUGAAAAGACAAAUGAAAGAAAAUGAUCAAUUUCAAAAUUUUGCACGGGUAAUGCUCAAUAUGAUGUCGGGUAGUGCUGGAGGUUCUCAUGGACCUGAAUCAUUACCGGCACAGGUUGCUAUUGAAGGUUGGAGCAAAUGCCUUUUGUCGCUUGAAGCAAAUGUCUUUUGA
Messenger RNA from Zingiber officinale, 1065 nucleotides. RefSeq lists its product as uncharacterized. Bases 1 to 1065 code for a protein of 354 amino acids. The transcript is spliced from 6 exons. NCBI's taxonomy places the organism in Eukaryota, Viridiplantae, Streptophyta, Magnoliopsida, Zingiberales, Zingiberaceae. The record is from RefSeq and is a predicted model, not a curated record.